Vicia villosa (hairy vetch) is the source of this 2427-nucleotide messenger RNA. RefSeq lists its product as uncharacterized. Gene Ontology annotation, molecular function: nucleic acid binding. The transcript has 3 exons. Gene Ontology annotation, biological process: DNA integration. NCBI's taxonomy places the organism in Eukaryota, Viridiplantae, Streptophyta, Magnoliopsida, Fabales, Fabaceae. The record is from RefSeq and is a predicted model, not a curated record. Bases 1 to 2427 code for a protein of 808 amino acids.
AUGGCCGCUCACAAUUCUCAAUUCCAAGAGGAAACAAGGAGCACUCUUAGGAACACAGGAGCUUCAAUCAAAAAUCUGGAGAUUCAAAUGAGUCAGAUUGCACAACAAAUGACCAACACUCAACCACAAGGUGCUUUACCAAGUGCCACGGUUACGAAUCCUAGAGAUAAUAAUCAUGUGAACGCUGUUACAACAAGGAGCAAUAAAUCGAAGGAAACGCAUGAGAAAAACUCUGAUGAAGAAGAUAUGUUAAUUGAAGUAGAUGUGGAGAUUAAAGAAAAUGAGGUAGUAAGAAAAGAGGUCACAGGCGAAGAAGGGGUAGUCAAAGAAAAAGUUGCUACACCUAAACCAGCGGUGAGACUUCCUUUCCCCACAAGGAAUAAGAAGAAAGAACAACAUGAGAAAAACUUCGAGAAGUUUUUAGAGAUGUUCAAGAAACUUGAGCUAAACAUUCCAUUCUUAGAGGCACUGGAGCAAAUGCCUACCUAUGCGAAGUUCAUGAAGGAUAUCAUUUCGAAGAAGCGAACAAUCGACAGUGACCCGAUUAUUCUAACUGAAACUUGUAGUGCUAUUUUGCAGGGAAUGAAGAUCCCAGUUAAAAAGAGAGAUCGAGGUUCAGUAACGAUCCCAUGCACAAUUGGUGAUAGAUCUUUCAAGAAAGCUUUGAUCGAUUUGGGGGCAAGUGUGAGUCUUAUGCCUUUAUCCAUUUACAAAAGAUUGGGAAUAGGUAAAGUACAAGAUACUCGUAUGACACUUCAGUUUGCUGACCAAUCCGUUAAAAGACCCUACGGAGUGGUAGAAGAUGUGCUGGUUAAAAUAGACAAGUUCGUGUUUCCGAAGCUACCUUUGGAAAGAGUUCUUAGUUUAUCAAUCUUCGAAGAGGAAGAAAUAAUUGAUGAAAAGGACAGUGAAGUUUUAGCCAUGAUGGAAACAUCAUGUGUCAAAAAUUCUCGCCACAACCGAUGGGAGGAUCUAAGGCAACCAUUAGUGGAAGGAAGUAAAGACGAACCAAAGAAGGGGGCUGAACUUAAGCAAUUACCAGAGAACCUCAAAUAUGUCUUUUUAGACACUAAAAAAACAGAAGAUACGCACCCGAUAAAGGACGAGUUCGCUGAUGAACAUAUCCUCGCUGUUAUUGGUGUGCCUUGGUUCGCCGAUUAUGCGAACUAUUUGGUAGGUGGUAUUGUACCUGAAGAUUUUGACUCUAACAGAAAGAAAAAGUUUUUACAUGAUUGCAGGUUCUACUUAUGGGAUGAUCCAUUCCUAUACAAGAAGGGACUCGAUGGUUUGAUCAGAAGAUGUGUACCUGAGGAGGAACAAAGGGAUGUGCUAAAAGCAUGCCAUGAUUCCGAAUAUGGAGGACACUUCAGUGGUGAUAGAACGGCUGCAAAAGUCCUACAAUCUGGGUUGUAUUGGCCUACUCUAUUCAAAGACGCCCAAAGCAUUGUGAAAGAAUGUGAUAGGUGUCAAAGAACAGGGAAUAUUUCCAAAAGAAACCAGAUGCCGCAGAAGGGUAUACUUGAAGUGGAAUUGUUCGAUGUGUGGGGAAUCGAUUUCAUGGGACCUUUUCCACCAUCUUUUGGAAAGAACUACAUCCUCGUAGCCGUUGAUUAUGUCUCCAAGUGGGUUGAAGCAGUCGCUCUACCCACAAAUGAUGCGAAGGUGGUAGUAAACUUUCUCAAAACCAAUAUUUUCUCUAGAUUUGGGGUUCCAAGAGCACUCAUAAGCGAUGAAGGCACCCACUUCUUAAACAAGUUAAUGGAGAAUCUGUUGAAAAAGUACAAUGUGAAACAUAAGAUUGCCACUGCUUACCAUCCACAAACCAGUGGUCAGGUGGAGGUUUCGAACCGGCAAAUCAAGCAGAUUCUCGAAAAGACUGUUAGUGCUUCGAGAAAAGAUUGGUCUAUGAAACUUGAAGACGCAUUAUGGGCGUACAGAACAGCAUUCAAGACCCCCAUUGGUAUGUCCCCGUAUCAACUAGUUUAUGGUAAGGCGUGCCAUCUCCCUCUUGAACUUGAGCACAAAGCAUUUUGGGCUACCAAGUAUUUGAACUAUGAUCUAGCAAAAGCAGGUGAAUUACGGAUUCUUCAACUCCAUGAGCUAGAAGAAUUCCGUGAUCAAGCCUAUGAGAAUGCUAAGGUCUAUAAAGAGCAGACCCGGAAAUGGCAUGAUCAGAGAAUAAAACAGAAAGUAUUCUGGGAGGGCCAGUUAGUGCUUCUAUUCAACUCCAGGCUUAAACUUUUUCCUGGGAAAUUAAAAUCCCGGUGGUCUGGUCCGUUUGUGGUACAAACGGUAUUCCCUCAUGGUGCGGUGGAAAUUAAAAAUCCAAACAAUGGAGAUGUGUUCAAGGUGAAUGGACAACGGCUGAAGCCCUACUACACUGGAGUAGGAGCGGGAGUGAUCGAUCAUUUGCGUCUCAUCGACUGA